Molecule: messenger RNA, 1869 nt
Organism: Alosa sapidissima (American shad)
Lineage: Eukaryota; Metazoa; Chordata; Actinopteri; Clupeiformes; Clupeidae
Gene: tmem19
Product: transmembrane protein 19
Exons: 7
Coding region: 163-1185 (340 amino acids)
Cellular component (GO): membrane
Source: RefSeq, a predicted model, not a curated record
CCGUCGUAAGGAUUGUAAUUGCGCUGUCUACUCGCAGCCAGGAAGAAGCCGGACGUGUAUAGAUCUGUACAGAAUUUCAGAUUGGGAAGACAUUUAUAGUAGAAAUCAAGAUGGACAGGCCAACAUCUAAAUAUCACAACUUCAUAUUUGGAGGUGUUUACCAUGUCAGGGAUAAUUCUGAAUGAAGAUGAGCUGUUAAUCAAAGAAUAUUCCAAAAUGUUGACGGAUAUGAUACUACUGUGUUUUACCCUGGGCCUCUCCCUGAUGUUCUGGAUCAUUUCCAUAAUUACCAAUUCAUACUCAGGUACUGGGUACCCUGUUUCAGCAUGGAGAUGGCUCUUCUCUGUGUUACUCCCUCUCACGCUUACUUUGCGAGCCGUGAAAAAGCGAAGCCUCGAUUACACAGGGGCCCUUGGAGCGAUGGUUGUUGGCGUCAUUCUCACCGUGGCCAACUUGAGUUUCCUUUCCGCACUGUUUGCUUUUUUCAUCACUUCAUCCAAGCUGACAAAAUGGAAGGGUGACAUUAAAAAGCGUCUGGACUCAGAAUAUAAAGAAGGUGGACAGAGAAACUGGAUUCAGGUGCUCUGCAAUGGUGGCAUUCCCACGGAGUUAGCCCUGCUCUACAUGAUCGAGGUGGGGUCGGGGGAGAUUCCCGUGGACUUUGGGAAGCAGUACUCGGCAUCCUGGAUAUGCUUGUCCCUUCUGGGAGCGUUGUCCUGCAGUGCAGGGGACACCUGGGCAUCAGAGGUGGGGCCCGUCCUCAGUCAGACCAAGCCCAGGCUCAUCACGACCUGGAAGGAGGUGCCAACAGGAACAAAUGGAGGAGUAACUCCGGUGGGAUUAGUGGCCAGCUUCCUGGGGGGAUUAACAGUGGGCGCAUCUUACUUCAUCUCCCAGAUUCUGUUUGUAAGUGACUUGCACCUGGCUGUUCCCCAGUGGCCAGUCAUCGUCUAUGGAGGAGUGGCGGGCCUUCUUGGAUCAGGGUUGGACUCUCUUCUGGGAGCCGAAAUGCAAUAUUCAGGCUAUGACGAGAGUACUGGCAAAGUUGUGAACUAUGAGUCCAAAACCACCAAAAGAAUAUGUGGGAAACCAAUCCUGGACAACAACGCUGUAAACCUCUUCUCCUCACUUCUCAUUGCCCUAUUCCUGCCUGGGCUCGCCUGGGGGGUUUGGCCCCGACUAUAAACGUUUUGGAAACAGUUGUCAGGAUGUUUGUUAUAGUUUGGAAAAUGGUAUCAACUUGGAAAUAAUCCCACCAUGUGUAUUUGUGUGUGAAGUAAGAAUGAGUAUAAUGGUGAUGGCAGGGUGUUAAUAGAUUGAGAUAAAUGGAUUUGAAAUCUGGAAUGUAGGCUCUGUGUGAUCGUACUGUUUGCGGUUAUGCAAAUAAUUUCACAUAAAUAAUAGUUUCACAUAAGAUGUUUGAAGUCCAGAGAGUUUCAAUUUAAUCAUGAAUUGCAUUGAACACAAUGUUAUAAAUAUUGUAAUUUUCUUGUGCCGUUUAUGAAGUGUUUUCAUUAUGUAUUCAGGGAAGAGUGAGCGCUACACUGGUAUGCAACCUGUACCUGUUAACACAUCUCAUUACACCUGGUAGCAGUAUUCUAUACAGAUAGAUUGGUCAUUUUUCUGUUAUUGUCAUUGUGAUGUCAAAUGAGUGCGCUCCACUAAAUGUUCUUAUGUCUGCUUGCUGCCCACCUACCCAUGUCACUGGAGCCUUACCGUGUUUACCGUUGCUGAUCAGGAACAACCACACCCUUUGCAGUUUUGUCAGUGCUCUGGCAUGUUGACCACAACAAACUAUAUUGCUGAAUUGUUAGUCACCCAUGUAUAUUGCCAUUGUAGGCAUUGCAAAAUACAAGACUUAUAGGUUUA